CAGAAGCAGAUUUUGGAGUACAACCUGCGCACCCAGCGGCAGAACAACAGGCCGCCAGACUUCCCCGCCUUUGUGCGCGAGGGCUACGACAUGACGGUGCUGGGCGACGGCUACCAGCGGAGCCCCGACGGGCUCAUCUUCAAGGACUUUGUGGAGGGCAGCGGGGAGCUGCCCGUGGACGGCCAGCAAGUCAUCUUCGACUACACCGCGUACAACGAGGCGGCGGCCACCAUCGACUCCUCCUAUCGCAAGGGCCAGCCCGCGCAGACGCAGCUAGGCAUCCAGGGCCUCAUACCGGGCUUUGAGCUGGGCAUCAAGAGCAUGAAGCCGGGGGGCAAGCGGCGCAUCGUGGUGCCCCCGGAGCUGGGCCCGCCCGUGGGCCCCUCCACCUUCUUCUCCGCCAAGCAGUACGAGGUGUUUGAUGUGGAGCUGCGGGCCGUCAAGUCGUGCAGGCGC
Messenger RNA from Chlorella variabilis, 456 nucleotides. RefSeq lists its product as hypothetical. The annotation marks the transcript as partial. The transcript is spliced from 4 exons. Gene Ontology annotation, molecular function: peptidyl-prolyl cis-trans isomerase activity. The record is from RefSeq and is a predicted model, not a curated record. NCBI's taxonomy places the organism in Eukaryota, Viridiplantae, Chlorophyta, Trebouxiophyceae, Chlorellales, Chlorellaceae.